GUUGUGAUGCAUAUCACCACGAACCAUCAGUGAUAGACAGUGCGCAAUGAAGGCGUACCGGUAUCGUCGGAUGCUUCAGAGCGCGGGGGCGGCACUCCAUGCAACGACCGCUCCUCGACAUGUAUCGCGGCUUCUGGUUGGUGCAAGUGUGCUUGCAGGAUGUGGCCUCGUGUGUGCCGUGGAGUCGUCUUCGUCGCCGACGUACUUUGUAUUGCAGUUCCAACCGACGUUGGUCGCGCGAGCCAUUGCCACAACAAAGCAUCGUGGCGUUGUCGUCGUUGAUCAAUGCAGCGGUGGACAUUCCUGGCAUGAACGAGUCGGAGGAAAUGGAGAUCAUACAGAGCGCGGUGGAGCGCAUUGUGUUUGAGAUGGAGAACUUCAUGCCCCAGUCAUAUUGGGAUCGUAUCAUGACGACCAAAACGGUGCCUGAUGCUCAACGCGAGCUGCUGCAGUCGCGCCUCAUCGAGCACUUCCAGUCGACGUUGAACUUGCCUUACUUGUCCGAGCAAGACCAGCGUCUGAUCGUCCAUGCGACGGUGGCCAUCGUGUCGGACGCGAUGGGAAACACAAAGCUGGACGACAUCUUGGCACAGGACGCGACGUCAGUGUCGUUGGCGGCCAUCUUCAUCCGGGAGGCCAUGGGCAUCGACGACGUGGAAGCGCUGCGGAAGGAGGUGUCGAGCAUCAUCGAGCUGCCGAUUCCCCUGCCAGAGCCCGCAGUCAAGUGGGUGAUUGGCAAGGGCGUCGCGGCGUUGGUAGCUAUCUUGAACGACGCCGUGGACUUGUCGCUCGUGGAGUGCUUUGGGAAGGCGCGGACGCGACCGGUCACGUCCGCCGCCGACUUUGAAGAGGUGCUGCGGCUGAAUGUGACGGGGCUGUUGGACCACAACAUGAACGUGUUCGGCAUGCCCGCGUUUGUGGAAGCGUUUGUCCUGGCCAAGAUCGUCGACUCGUACUUUGACCUGUGUGUGACAAAGUCUCGCAUCGACACUGCUGUGGCCAUGUUGCUCAAACCUGUAAAGACGUGAAACGACAAGUGCAACCUCAACUAAAAACACGU
Messenger RNA from Aphanomyces astaci, 1060 nucleotides. RefSeq lists its product as hypothetical. The transcript is spliced from 3 exons. Bases 99 to 1028 code for a protein of 309 amino acids. The record is from RefSeq and is a predicted model, not a curated record. Lineage: Eukaryota; Oomycota; Saprolegniomycetes; Saprolegniales; Verrucalvaceae.